Parastagonospora nodorum SN15 is the source of this 1055-nucleotide messenger RNA. RefSeq lists its product as hypothetical. The record is from RefSeq and is a predicted model, not a curated record. The transcript is spliced from 3 exons. NCBI's taxonomy places the organism in Eukaryota, Fungi, Ascomycota, Dothideomycetes, Pleosporales, Phaeosphaeriaceae. Gene Ontology annotation, biological process: proteasome-mediated ubiquitin-dependent protein catabolic process. The coding region runs from base 73 to 963 and encodes 296 amino acids. Gene Ontology annotation, cellular component: cytosol; proteasome regulatory particle, base subcomplex; nucleus. Gene Ontology annotation, molecular function: polyubiquitin modification-dependent protein binding.
AAGCUCAUCGUCGUCAAUCGCCCACUCACCCACUCCGACAUCCACUCUCACAUCCCCAACUCGACCCUCACGAUGGUGUUAGAAGCUUCCAUGAUCGUUGUGGACAACAGCGAAGCAAGCAGAAACGGCGACUACGUACCCUCUCGGUGGGAGGCACAGCAGGAUGCCGUGAACCUCAUCUUCUCUGCCAAAACCGGCGCCAAUCCCGAGUCAUCAGUCGGUCUAAUGAGCAUGGGUGGCAGUACCCCGGAGAUCCUAACGACCCUGACCACGGACAUCGGCAAGGUCCUCGAUGGUCUCCACAGGACGAAGAUAAAGGGCAACUCUCACUUCGUGACGGGCAUCAAUGUUGCAGCUCUCGCCCUCAAACACAGGCAAAACAAGUCGCAAAAGCAACGGAUAAUCAUAUUCAACUGCAGCCCGAUCGAGGAAGACGAAAAGAACCUCAUCAAGCUAGCCAAGAAGAUGAAGAAGACUGGCAUAAACAUCGACAUCGUGGCCUUUGGUGAACUCAGUGACGACACCACCAAGAAACUCCAGGCCUUUAGCGAGAACGUAUCGAGCGGAGAGGGAUCGUAUCUUGCCACCAUUCCCCCGAGUGCAAACCUCCUCAGCGACUCUCUCAUCUCAACCCCGCUACUCGGCGGCGACGGUACAUCUGGUGCAGGAGGAGUGGGCGGCUCUGGAGGCGAGGGCGGUGCUUCAGGCGGCAACGACUUCGAAUUUGGUGUAGACCCCUCAGUAGACCCUGAGUUGGCACUAGCCCUAAGGAUGAGUUUCGAGGAAGAGAAGGCACGGCAGGACAAGGAGAAGAAGUCAAAGGACGCCGCAGAGGGCAAGACGGAGCUCGAGCCUGUGGCUGAGGGCGACGAGAAGCAACCGCUAUUAGACAAUCAAGGGCAGCCCAGCGGAAGCGGAAGCAAGGGCAAGAAGGACGACGAGGAUAAGAUGGACACGGCAUGAGCUUAGGCAGCGGGGGCACAGCGCUAUGAGACAAGUCGAUGGAGGCUAUGAGCCAUGGAUAGAGCAUCUACGGCUUCUACUGUACCACUAGA